UCCGUCUGCAGAUAUGAGCACACGUCAAGUUCCAACACCGCCGCACCCUCACCUCAUCAUUACUUCUGUCUCCUCAAUGUGACUCACGGGGGCGCCAGCGAGUCAGGCCGCAGGGACACGGCGGGCCAGGAACGCUUCAACAGCAUUACGUCAGCCUACUACCGCGGCGCCAAGGGAAUCGUGCUGGUGUAUGACAUCACAAAGCAGGAGACUUUUGAAGACCUCCCUAAGUGGAUGAAGAUGAUCGACAAGUAUGCAUCUGAGGAGGCAGAGCUCCUCCUGGUGGGGAACAAGUUGGACUGCGAGAGUGAUCGUGUCAUCUCCAGACAACUUGGAGAGAGGUUUGCCUCUCGAAUAAGUGGCAUGCGUUUCUGCGAGGCGAGCGCCAAGGAUAACUGUAACGUGAACGAGAUCUUCCUCAAGCUGGUGGACGACAUCCUCAGCAAGAUGCCGCUGGAGGUUCCCAACAAGGAGCUCUCUGGCAGCCUUUUGUCUCUGCAGCCCGAACCUGAAGUGCCUCCAGAGUUGCCCCCUCCUCGCAUGCGCUGCUGCUGAGUCCCACACACACACACACACACACACACACACACACACACACACACACACACACUCACACACACAAACAAAACCACCCAAUAUCCUUUACGUGCAGUGUGUUAAACUGAACACCAUGGGGCAGCAGCGAUUUGGAAGUGUUGCGCUCCAAAACUAACAGCUGGGUGGUAAUGACACUUCUUGACAUCCUUUACCCAGACUACCUCAUGUUCCAGCUCGCUGUGCGCCCUCCAACAUGUGCCUUUGAGGUAGCGAACCCUACACUUUUCCCCUGUUGUUAGUUUAGACAACUUUCAUGCCCGGUCCCUUAAUUUUGUACAUCACCCUGCAGGAGUGAGACGUGGACUUGAAGUUACAAAAAGCACACUUGUAUUUGUUGUUGAUGUAAAAGCAUAGGCGGGUGUGUUGCUGCACUGCACAGUCGCAGGUAGGUGGCCUUUAAGUAUUAGAUUUGUUUGGAAUGGCUGUCAAAUAAUUUGUUAAACACUGAUUGCAAUCAAGCUGGCACAUGACCAGGCAGCAGGAAAUUGAUCGCCAAGGCAAACUGUUUUACUCCAAGUCUUAUUAGACUGGCUUUCAAUAUUUUCAAAACUCUUCUUUUUUUUUGCAGAGAGUGUUUGAAUGACUCAGGAGACUCGCUUCAUUAUUACAUGGAGCAGUUUCUUCUUCUUCUGCUGCUAUGAGGGAAGUCCAAUGUUUCUUUGUAUUGUAUAAUUUGGACCAGAGUGGGACGUCCCAUCCCCUGCACAUUUAAAAAAAACUAAACAGUCUAUGCACGAGUCCUCCAAAUAUCUGUUUAAUGUUCUUAUACUGUUUCUUUCUUUCUUUGUUUUUAGCACAGUAGCUCAAUUGAUACUUGGAUGCGGCCUGUUAUGAUUUUUGUAAAGGUUAAGUUUCAUACUUUUGGGGGAACGGUUUUGCCAAAUUAAAUGCUACCAAUGUGACCAUCAAUGGUUGGUUACCUUUUAGAACUUUUGUGACACGAUUUUGACACUAAUCCGCAUGUUGUCAACAUAGCAGCGCUAUUACCGCUUCUGUCGUUUAAAACUUCUUUUUUUUUUUUGAACAACAUACCAUUUAAGGCGACGUGUUUGCUAUUAAAAGUGUUUAAAAAAAAAAGAUCUCAUUAGAGGUUUGGACUUGUUAUGAUUGGACUUUAUGUGCUAUUUAUAACUUUUGGCAUUGUGGAACUAAUGAAAUUAAAGAUGU
This is a messenger RNA of Entelurus aequoreus (snake pipefish), 1764 nucleotides long. RefSeq names its product ras-related protein Rab-12-like. Lineage: Eukaryota; Metazoa; Chordata; Actinopteri; Syngnathiformes; Syngnathidae. Gene Ontology annotation, biological process: protein localization to plasma membrane; cellular response to insulin stimulus; protein secretion. The coding region runs from base 235 to 555 and encodes 106 amino acids. Gene Ontology annotation, cellular component: synaptic vesicle; endosome; trans-Golgi network transport vesicle. The record is from RefSeq and is a predicted model, not a curated record. Gene Ontology annotation, molecular function: GTPase activity; GTP binding. The transcript is spliced from 6 exons.